This is a messenger RNA of Xyrichtys novacula (pearly razorfish), 41262 nucleotides long. NCBI's taxonomy places the organism in Eukaryota, Metazoa, Chordata, Actinopteri, Labriformes, Labridae. The record is from the annotation of a GenBank genome assembly.
GCAGACGUAUGUACAAGAGCCAGAGUGACGAGGGUGAGAGAGAGAGAGAGAGAGAGAGAGAGAGAGAGAGAGAGAGAGAGAGACUACAUAUCAGAUCCUCACAGAGAGCUUCUUUCACAAAAACACUCCCUCACUGAAGAUGGAACAACUGGAUCGCUCUGCGCACCCACACCCGUGACCAAUCAAGACCACGAGAGCAAUAAUUGUCUGUGAGGACUCGGACACGCGCCGAACUGACUAAGUUUCACGUUAUUUCUUGUCCCUGAAGUGUAACACCUCGUUUCUCUGUGGAUUUUAAAAAGGUGGCUGGAUGUUGCGAACGGAGUGCGUCAAGUGAGCGCACGUAUCCAACAAGUGGAUGCUUGAAUUUGUUAGCAGCAGACAGUCACUCUGGGACUAAAUAAGACUGAUGAUCAGUGGAUUGGUCACCUGUAAAUGUGUAUCGAUUUAUCGGUUUUUACAGAGCACAACAAGCUGCAGUGAUUAGCUCUGAUUUGGGGCUUCAGUGGUUGAACAGUGAUGCAGAUUUGUUCGCUCUGUCUCGCUCUGAGGUAGUUUUUUUUGUCAAAUCUCGUGACUUUGUGUCUAAAUUAGGGUGUUUUUUCCAAGCAUAGAAACAAACUGCGAUGAGGUAAGACACCUGCAACAUUUCCUGCUCUUCUUUCACUGACAAGAAGAAGCUGGAUUUUGGCGGACACGCUGCGGAAUCCACCGUCUCCCACCGUCUCUCACCUCACCUCUCUCCCCCCACAUCCAUGGACUCCCUCCUCUGUUCCCUCGGUGCCCGUUUGGGGAACUCGGGCUCCUCUUAGUAGUCUUUUUUUUAUUGUAUGACAAGGGCGCAGGUGGCACCCAAAGGUCGCAGCCAUGCCGAUGCAUCCAGUCACCUCCACGCUGAUGUACCGGGGGAUCUGCACCAUUCCGGACAUCCUCUCCUACAGCGCCCCGGUGAACCUUCCGGAAGACGAAGUUGAAGGUGAGAUGCAACCUGUUGGUGUCAGAAUGGGGCUUAUCAGAUAAAAUAAAUGGGUGUUUAAUUCAUAACCUGCUCAGAAAGGGAGUCUGUUAGGCAGUGGUGGAGCUCGACUAAACAGACGCGCGAUCAGCACCUUGGACAGCGCUCAGAGAUCCAGUGCGAGGCACGCGGCUGCAGAUUUGAUUGAUUUCCAGCUCAAAAACGGCCUCUUGUUGGGAGUUAUCUCCAAAAUCCGUUUCUGAUCUUGAUAAAUGAACUAGAAUGUGCAGAAAUAAUCACCCACUUUCCUCGCAAUGCUGCUCAAAGAUCCCCCAAUUUCAUUCCCACUGAUAAAAAUACAUAAAUUUGCAGCUCAUUUAAAGGGGAGGUCUCACAUGCAUAUGCCUAGUAAGAAUUGAGCUGAUUUGACUGAAUAUAUUAAGCCCUUCUUGCACCUUUUUAUCCCAAUUCUUGCCUCUUCAUGGCAGCAGUGAUGCAUUGGCUCUAACUAGAAGCAGAAAGUCUCCGGGUGGAAAUUACAUUCAUGGAAGCUUGAUUUCACUGGACCAUUAAGUCUAGACACUGAGUUUCUGCCAGUCUAAAAACGUUUAAUAUUCCAUCUUUCCCCCCAUCUGUUUUUGGAGCUGUGAAAUCUCUGUGCCGCCGCUGCAAAAGAGUCAACCAAAUUUCAUGGAUAAUUUGCUUUUGAUUAAAGAAAAGCUGUCACAAUCUAGUGUCAACCAUAAAGGCCAAUCCCUGCAACAAGCACCGGAACACGCUGACAACUAUUCUGAGCAAUUUGCCUUUUUUGGUAUCCUGAGAAUAUUCAUGCCAGGAGCACUUGUGAUGUGGACCUGCAACAUCUGCACAUUAUUACCCAGCAGCUCCUUUGGGAGGCUGUUCAAGUCCCAAAGGGUGUGUGAUGGCAGAAGUUCUGGUGGUGUUUUUUUCUUCCAGCAUGGUGACGCUGUGAGGUGGCUGACGUAUGCUGCAGAGUGAUUUCUCAAGUGCAUCUGCCAUCUUUCCUUCCAUACAUACAAUGUGAGAUUUAAACCAUUUUGCACAUAUUUCCUUACAGAAACGAUAGGCUGAAAAAGAAAAAAAAGGUCAAGACAAGCUGGGACUCAUCAGAAACCUUGUUAGUUGGUGCAGAAAUAAAUCGUUAAUUGAGCCCGGAGUUGUGCACACACACUCACACAGACACACACCUUUCUACCUCUCUUGCUCUCACAUGAGUUUGCAGCUGAGUAACAAGCAAAGACUCACUUCUACUGACAUAAUAAGGCUGGCAGGGAACUGCUUUUCACUGGGGAGGUUGAUUUUGAUAGGAACGCUGGAGUUGAAGAGGCCAAAUCCGAAUGGAUUCUGCGCCCAAAAGGUGUUCAAUGACAAGUCUCUGUAGCUUUGACGUAACACCUUUUUUCUGAUUGCACAAAGCGCCAGAAAUAUCAGAGAGUUAAAAGUGUUUUAAAAUGGCUCAGGCUGAUUUGAGGCGCCAUUGUGUCUCUAACAUUUGUCUCUUUCCCCCUUUUUUAAGGCUAUGACAACCAUUGAACAAGCCCAUGAUUGAAGAGACAUCCAAAUGUUUGUGCAAAAAGUGAUGCGCAAGAGUUCCUGCCUUAGAUUAGAGUCUGGAGCAAAACAAGUGACUUUAAUGCAUUAAUAACAACAAAGUUAAUGCUACGCCUUACAUGACGCUUGCCCAACUACGAUUUUAUUCAUUGUUUUACCACCUAGUAAUCUAAUAUAAUCUAAUUUAACAAUUAAAAAGUCAUCAAAGAGGUUGUUUAUCUAUUUAUUCAGCAGGGAAGCAUGUAAAAUGAUUUUUAAUUUCACUCAAAAAAGACAUCCUGUUGGCACUUUAUAAUGUUUCAUCCACUGGAAGGGAAUUUGAAGAGGACUUUGUAUGUUUCAUCCGCUGGAAAAGUAUGUCAGGCAUUUUAAUGUUUUGUUCAUUGGAAGGGCAUCUUCAGGGCACUUUUACAUUUGAUUUGUACAAGGGCAUCAAGAAGCCAUUUUUUCACUAGAAGGGCACUGAUUUUUAUUAUAUUCAUUUGAAAAACAUCCAGAAGACACUUUUUGAAAAUUUUAUGCACUAGAGGUGAAUCUAGAGAGCACAUUUUAAAUGUUCUUUAAGUCAGAGGGGCAGUCAGAGGCCCUUUUCUAUUUAUUUAUUUUCUUCAUGAGAUGAGCAUCUAUCCAAUCCAAGCAGGUAAAAAUAUUUUAAAUGAAAUAAAAUACAUGAAAUAAAAACACAAAAACAUAAAAGAAAUAGAAGUGAUAAAUGGACCAUAAAAGUCAUAAAAGGACAGAGAUCACACAACUCCCGUGCUGAACUAAAAGCCAAGGAAUAAAAACGAGUUUUAAGACGUGAUUUAAAAGUAGAGAGAGAGUUUUAAUUCGAGUGGCAAUUGAUCUAGAUUGAACUUUUCCCCUUUUUAUUGACUGUAUCAGACCUGGCUGCAGAAACAAAUGAGAGGGGGGGGGGCAUUACAUUUUUUCAGGGGGUCACACUUAUUUAAACCUGAUUUUUAUCUGCUUCAGGCUUAACAGCAGCUCCUUGGCCAAUCAGUAUUGAAAUGUUAUUUUCUCUCAGUAGCAAGAGGCAUUUCAUCUUUAAAUAUGUAGAAAUAAAACAAACAAAAUAAGGAAGUGACUGUAGUGCUGUGUUCAUUUAUUUUAAAUAAAACAGAGACCGGGGCAUUCAGAGAGCAGGGCCACACAGCUCCACUUCUAGGAACCUAAGCACUGAACCAACAGUCACACCGGAGUAAAAAAUCAUGUUAGGGAAGGAGGUGGAGCAGCUAGGGAGCAUCAGGAGCAGAACGAAGCAGCAUGUAAGUCUGUCUAUGAAUAUUUGAACUUAAACUCGGUAAGUGGCCCGCCCCCCUUUACCUGUAAUUGGCUAACACGUUACCUUCGAUCAGUUGGAUUGGUUGGAUUGAUUGACAUGUCGAGAUAGAUGGGAUUAUUUGAAGAUGACUAGAAAAAUAGAAAAUUUAUCUUUUAGUCCAGGGCAGGCACAGUUGACUCGGUGGGCAGGCACAGCCCCCCCAAUGCCCACCCAUGCCGCCGGGUCUGCACUGUAUGGGCAUCUUGAAUACACUUUCUUUUUUACAUUGAUUCAUGGCGAAGGGCAUGUAGAGAGCACUUUUUACAUAUUGUUCACUGAACAACAUGUAACAAAAGGUGCAAAAAAAGGUGCUUGAGAAGGCACUUCCACAGUAUACUUUGAAGCACAAGAGCAUCAGGAUUGGGGCUGGGAUUAUACCCCCCUCCAAGCACACAACCAUUGUAAUAUUGAAUGGCAAUUUCAACAGCAAUUUAUAGCAGUAAAGGACGUGAUUACCUCAAUGACUCUUUGCUACUGCAACUAACUAACCGACGAACUGAAAUGAAGUGACAAGAGUGCAGUUUUUGUCUCCAGAAUCCAAGAUGAUCACAGCCAAAUUUAAAAACAUAAAACAAAACAAAAUAUGGUAAUGUGUGAAGUCAGGUUGAUUCAUUCUGCUUCAUAGUCUAUGCAACAAAACAGAUCAGGCCAUUGUGCCUCAUAUCUUUGACACUAUCCCCUUUUUAUGAUUUGACAACCAUCAAACGAGCCAAUGAUUAAAGACAAAUGUCAUAUUGUCAGUUCCGAAAGCAAUCUUUGCAAGAUUUCAUGCUUUUUACUCAAGCAUUGCGCCAUCCAGGGCUUUAUUUUCAAACCUUAUUUUCAAUGCAGAGACAGUUUAUUGCAGCUUCGUUUUGGGAAAUUUUAUUUGGGAAUCCAAGUUUUCCUCACACCCUCUUUUAUUCACAAUCCUUCUCCAGGUGCAGUAAACAGACAACACUUUAUUUGAACUUUAAUUUGUUAAAUCCACUUGCACUGUCUAUCUGGAGCCGCUCUGCUCCACAGGCAAAGUGAGCCGUUUGGCCUUUACAGCUGGACUUAUUGUGGCAGAUUGACUGGAGAAGCAAUAGGAUGGUUUGUGGAGGGAAAAGCGGAGCCAGAGGUAAAGCACGGUUAACAACAGCAGCAGAGCCUUUUUCAGCCACUGUAGAGCAUUAGUGAUCCAAUGUAAGCGAUGUCUUACAGGGUGUGAAGGAGGCAGGCUUUAAAGGCUCUGUCAGUGAGCAGAUUGAGUGUUGUUGUUGUCGGGAGUGGAACUGGGGGUCACAGCUUCCUCUGCCAGAUAGCACAGACGGCAGCUAUUAUUAAUGUGACAGGGCUGAUUAGGUUGUUUAAUCUGGAAAAAACAUAGAUACCAUGUGCCAAAAUACAGUUUUCCUGCUCUGAGAGGCAGUCUGGUAUUUAGCUGCCUAAAGAAGGAAGACACUGACACAGGAUCAUAUUGACCUCCAAGCAAAACAGUGUUGCAUUAACAUAUUGACAUACAGUCACCUGCACAGUCUUCAAAGUUUUUUCUUGAAUGUAGUAAUCAGAGGACUAUGUUUUUCUACCUAACAGCUUUUAAUCAAAGAAAGCAGAGGAGAAGUGAUGCAGUAUUUUGGUUACAUAAGUGAAACAAAUGCAGAAAAGCCUCUAACCUGCAUUUUCCCGAGAUGGUAUUUUCUCUGUAGGAGUCAAACCGAGGGCAGAUUUGGAACCCAGAACGAACUUUCCCAAUCACUUUGCAAGUUCAGUAUUACAUCUGCUCAGCACAGCACGAGUUUGAGAAGUUGGCGUACUCAGGCUGUUUGAGGGGCAGGGGGCGAUGAAAACAAAAAGGGCACCAGCUGUAUGCCGUGGGGCACCACUACACAGUAAGUCAAGUGAAUGAAACGCUAUCCGAAGAAACAUUUUGAAGACCAUUUUGUAAGCUUUUCAAGUUUGUUUCUCUUCUUGAAAACUGUCUAACAUAACCCCUGGUUGUCUAAAUGUUCCAUAUGUACCAUGGAAAGCACUAAAGGAGAAUUUGCACCUUGCAUUUAAAAGACAAUAACAACAAUAACAUUAUGAAUAACACAUUUUCAAUAACUUUAAAAAUACUUUAAAAUAACCAUGCAGGACAGGUACGAAACCCAAGAAGGCUUGUUUAAAGAAAGACAGAACAAACACAAAUUACACAGAACAUAUAUGAUAAAUUUAUCCAAAAAUAUAGCAAACCAUGUGAACAUAAAAUCCUCCAAUGACCAAGCAUGAGAUUAGACUGGUGGGCUUGUUUUAGAAGAUAGCUAAAGCCUUAUUAAUAAUAAAUGCAUCUCACUCAAGGGUUGUUCUAUGUCUGUGCAUGGGUAGAAAUAGCAUGUAAGUGUUUUUUAUUUAUUUUAUUUUUUAAGUUUAACAUUUGGCCACUAUAUUAUAAUUUUAUUAGAGAGAAAAACAUUUGUUUCAUCAGCAAAGCAGGUAAACAAUCAUUUUUACAGAUAAUAUUCAUAACAUUAUGACAUGAAGAAGAUCGUGGGACUGAGGAGAGAGCCUUAGUGUACUCCGCAUAUUAUCUCCCUGUACUUAUGGUGUGUUUGAGUUACCUCAGACGUCACAAGUCCGAGCUGAAAAUGAUGUCCCACCCGAGUUUCCAGCGUUUCAGUUACCAAGUCAGAAAAAAGCUAAAUUGGAGGCCUGAAACAAGAUGGCUACAUCUACGAAAGUUAUUUAUGCGCGUGCCUUGUCCGAAUAUAAGGCAAGCACUAAAAUAAUUUUGAAGAUGUAGCCAUAUUGCCUACAAUUUUGCUUUUUUCUCACUUGGUAACUGAAAUGCUGGGGACUCGGGUGUGACAUCAUUUUCAGCUCAGACAUCUGACUUCUGAGGUAACUCGAACGCAGCAUUAGACUCAAUAGGCUCUAUUUUCGAGUGCGCCCGUGAGGCAGCGGAGGGCGGCGAGCCCCGCGCAGUUGUAUUUUCGUCUGGCGGAGCCCGGUGUAAGGCCAGUUUGGUAUUUUCGUGGACUGAGCCGCACGGAGGCGAACCGAGAGCCGCCAAGCUGGGCGUGGUGGCGUGGCAGGGGGAGGUGUCGACAGAAUCAGCGGGCGCAGUGACAUUUUUGUGCUCACCACCGGCGUGUAAAGUGCGCUGAAAGCUCGCCGAUUCAAACCUGGUCAGCUUUCAGCGCAGGCGGAGCACAGCUGGUCUAGUAGUAUUUUGGUAGACCGGCGGCGUAUCUGCAUUCGUCACUGAUGCCUCACCGGCAGGUUUCCACAGUGUCAGGCAUAUUUCAGUGCAAUAAAUAAUCAUCAUCAACUAUUAAUCAGAGUCAGCACAUACAUUUAGAUCUAUAUCGAUAUAUUCUGAUCUAUAUCGGAUCUGAUGAGCGCAUUUGACACGUGUUUGGACACACAACCUGACCGAAUCAACACAGCUAAAAUCGCAUUAAAUUAAAUCAAAUAUCUAGUAAAUAAACACACAUGAUGAAGUGAACUAGAUAUGAAAUUUGUCUCCCUCCUUUUCUUUCUUCCUCUUCCUCUUAUUUCUCGCACAGCUCGACCUGGACACGUCUCCGUGUCUUCUUCCUGUGCUGCUGCAGCUGCAGCGGCUAAACAGAUGAUUUGUUUCAGUGAUCAGAUGCGUUCUCUACUUUAAGCCGACAUACGGAUAUUAUAAUAUUCAGUCUUGUGAGCCAAAUUUAUUUUAUAUGCCAACAUCUAUGAAAGAAAGAGCCAGGCCACAGAGCGCGAUGCGUCAUUUACGCACAGAUGGUUCUGAUUUUAAUGCAAUUUUUGGAGUUUAUGUUGUGAUCUGUGCGCUCAACCCACCUUUGUCACGUGAGGUUUGAAUGUAUGCAACUUUAUGUAAGUGUCUUAAUUAGUGGAAAAGGGUGUUUUUCUUACCAGUGGGUCCAACAUUACACACACCAAAUCCAUCUGUGCUCAUAUGAGAGAGUGUGGAGGAUGCCCAAUGCAGCGCUUACAGUGACACUUGUUGAGGAGCUGCCCUCUGUCGCCAUCUUGUGGCAUUACUGUCUUUAGACAUCUCUUGAUCUCUUUGACUACUUCACGAAAAUACUAAUACGCCUCGCCGGUGGCGGAUUUAAAGGCAAGGAGAGGAGCUUAUGUGAUUGGUGAAAACAGGUCUCGGCUGUGUUAAAUCCACUCCACGCCCUUUCUCCUCCCUCGCAACGAUUUACGCCGCUGGGAGGAGCUGAGUUAGGGAGGGGUGAUACUUACGCCGGGCUGCACUGCUCACCAAAAUACCAAAUUGUGCUUAGGAACGCCUUGUCGGCGUGGCGGAUCUGACUUACGCCGCGCUUGCGGCACGUCUCCGGCGAGGCACGAAAAUAGAGCCCUAUGUUGCAAUGGGCUAGAAAGUUCAUGAAUUUCACCCUCUGAUAUCAUUUAACUCUUUAGUUUUAAAAUUCGAACACUGUGAUCAUUUAAACACCCCUGUUGGUAAAUGCAUUAUUGUCCCAUCAUUCCAUUUAGACUCUCUGGUGACAGCAUCCGCAUCUCAUCCACUCAGACAUCUCUUGACAGACGGAUAGGAAUUGGUGCAAGGUGUCUCAUACAUCAGCUCUGUCAGCUGGGAGACAGGGCUCUGUCGCCAAGCUAAAUUGCACAUUAGUGCAUCUGUGUGUGAGAGUGCAUGUAUAGGUUCAGGAGGCUCAGGCCCUAUUGGCACGCAUAACCAGAGACUUGAUUUUCAAUUACUGGCCUGGAUACCUCUGGGAUUGGACCAAUGGCACCAUAAUUUCAGGCCAAGAAGGCUGACAGAGCUAUAAUUGAAACAAAAUGCUUUUUUUUUAUGCUUGAUAAGCGUGUGUUUGUGUGUGUGUGUGUGUGUGUGUGUGUGUGUGUGUGUGUGUGUGUGUGUGUGUGUGUCACUGUAUAAGUGUAUGUGGUAGCAAGUGGGGAGUGGUUACAAGUGCCUUAAUGUACAAUAAGGUGUGCAUGAAAUGAACUGGACUCCAUAUUCUCCAUUUCCCCACCUACACGAGAGGGAUGAAAAAAACAGUUGGUCGUAUUACAGGAGCUCUAAUAGUGCAGACCUCCUCCACCAGUGAUAACACAUGCACAAACUCACUCACACAUACUCACACACACACACACACACACACACACACACACACACACACACACACACACACACACACACACACACACACACACAAAGCUUCGUGUCAAUAGAACUGCAGGUGGAAUUAAGUGGGAAGCCCAUUUCCACACUGCCUAACAACAGCCCUAUUGGAGCCAGCUUCAGAAUAGUCCCGAGGCUGAGCUUAAAGCAUUUGCAACAGGUCCCAGAGUGAGGCUCAUGUUAACAGAUGAUACUAGUAUCCUGUGGACAGAAGAUAAGACAGGAGCAGAGUGUUUGCAUCUUGCAGACAAGGCAACGAUCAGAGCUGUUUAUUUGUCCUUUCAGAGGAAAUCAACUCUGGCAUUUUCUUUUAUUGUUUCUCACUUUUGUUUAUCUUAGACUUAGAAAUAUGUCUCCAAAAGAGUAAAGACACUGGGUAAAGUUUUGAAGAUAAUUUCAUGACCACAUAUUGUUUAAAAACAGCACAAAGAUGACACUUCAACCGUUUAUGGGAAAUACAUAAAAAAAAAUUUAAAACUUAGAUGACCAUAUGACUUGUUUUUAUACCUUUCUGAAUAGGGCAUGUUCACAAUGAUUUACAAGAAUACAGUCUGAACCAGUAUUUGUGAAUUAAGAAACAAACUGUGCACAGUUUGUGCAGUUUGUGGUGUUUGGAUGUGAUUUUGAGCCUAUGCAGUGACCUCCACUGUCAUGUCAGCCUUUAAUGAAAAGUGCCUGAAGAUCACAGCAAAGCAGUCUUGUUCCUUUUGUCUGGAGAUGACCUGAAUCUUUGAUCUGUAGGCAUAUUACUAACCUGUUGUCUCGUCACUGUUUGAAGCCACCGUGAGAACAGCACUCUCUGGUGAUGGGCUGCAGUAUAGGUCAUAAAUGCUGCCUCCUCCAGCAAUCCCUAUGAAGCUAUGGACAAACUUUAGUAAUUAAUUACACAGAAUAUACAUUUUUUUCUCCCCUGGUUGCGAUGUUGACAUGUUGUUACUGUAAGACUGGUUUGCUCAAGUCCUCUUUUUUCUUCGCAGCUCCAUUUUUUCCAGAAUCUGUUUUCAAAACACCUGUGACAAAGAAAAGGUCUACUAGAGAAAGAUGAAAAAUGUUUUAAACUUUUGUGGGUUCACAAACAGCGAUGCAUGGCUGUGGUUUUGGGCCUGUGACCAUCUGCGUUCAGAGACAAUAGUUUUUGGAUGUUAUUUUUGAGCUCAUGUGGUGACCUCCACUACAGCGUUAUGUCUGUUUUCAAUGCAGUAUCACCUGAGGGCCCAAUGAGCAAAGCUUUAUGUCAUUUUUGGCCUGUCAUUUAUGCGCAGAAGCUCUCAGUAUUUUGUGAAUCUUUUAAUUAACCCCAGUUUUUUGGCGUCUUUUCUUAAUUGUUGAACUGUUAGCUCCCACAGUUUCUCACUGAUUAAUGAACCUCUUCUCAAUCCUGACAGAUUCAGCCUCUCUGUAGUGCUGUUUUAAUACUCAGUAGUGUUAGUAACCUGUUGCAAAUUAACUAUUUAGUCAGGACAUGUUUCCUUCAGGAUUUUAAUUACAUUUUAAAUAACCAUCAGUAUUUCAAAUCUUGAUCCAACUAUUUGGUCAUCACAUUUAAAAAGAAAAACAACUUCUAUUAUCCACUGAACAAUUUAAUUUCUCUGUGUAAACAUUUGAUUUGUUUUCUUUGCACUAUUUUCAAUUAAAUAUGGGAUUUAAAUGAUGUAUUAACCACCAAAACCCUUUUUUUAAUCCAUGUUUGACUGAGUACCUCAUCUUUUGGGGGGAUUAGGGUUUUAUUAGAAUUUAAAUUGACUCAACCAGAGUCAACUAAUCUAAAAUCAUACAUUUUCAUUGUCACUUAUCUUCAGUCCAAGAAAGUAAACUUCUGCAUCUUGCUUAAGGGGAUUAAGAUCCCUUCAUUAAUUUUAUAAAAUUAGCCUAAAUUCUGUUUGAUUCUUGAGAGAGUUGUCCCAAAAACCUUAAAACACUUUUAUUCAUUAGGACAAAGUGUGAAAACAGAAGCUAGACAGAAGGUUUUUAUAUCCUGUUAGUGAGACAGGUGAUCUCAUUAACACUUGAGGGUAUUUCACCUGUCAUUUAAUAAUUCAAUUUUGGCUAAAAGCAGAAUUAUGACAGCUGCAAUUUAAUAAUGAGAGAGCAAAGUCCAAAGUGUUAAUUUAUUCAGAAUGACAAAACAUUGUAGCUAUCCUCAUAUUUAUGCAGGCUUUAAUUCUUUUCAAUUACUGCCUCAGACAUUAAAUGUGCUGGCAGACAUGAUUUUACUAAUGCAGCACAAAUAAAAGAGAGGGAAGCCGACAGCUCAGUUUACUCUUAUUGCAAGAAAGCUUUAUUUGAUGGACAACAUAUUUUUCUGCUGCUGAUGGAGCCUGAAUUAUAAACACUCCUUAUUAAAAUGUCAAUGUAAUACCUCAUUUAUGGUUUUAUAUCUAUAAGACUUUCAGUGAGACUUUGUUUUUCCUCCUUCAUUCCAGCUUCAGUGUGUUUGGUUUCACAUGAAAGCCUUUCUCUAAUCACCGUCAAAGAAACAUGAAAGUGUAUCAGGAGUCUAACCUGUCACUGAGCUCGACAGGGAAGAAUCUGUUAAGAGCUUUUUUUAAACUCACAGAGCAACUGUCUGCCUUAAUCUCAAUCAGCCUGCCUACAAGGUUAUCUCUCCAUUUGCUCACUCUGUUGGCAGAGUGAUGGGGCUUUCCUUGUCUCUAGAUCAAACACAGAUUAAGCUGUCACUCCCUCCAGAGACAGGAAGCUGAGAUGUUGCCAACAGAAAGUGAAUGUAAAAAGGAUCGGGUGAAGGUUUUUGGGUAGACUGGGAUUGGAUCUGUUGCUUGGCUCUGGUUGGUGUGUUGCCAAGGAGACGACACUAAACCUUCAAAACAUGGAUUUAUGCUUCCUGUAUUGCUAGCAACACUUUCAGUCUAAAUGUUGCUCCGUCAGCCAACCGUAUUGGUUUUGACCCAACAACCUUUGAAUGCAGUGUCAUAAAAUUUGGUCCAGCCAAACGAUCCCUUACACCACCAAAACUUGGACAUUGUUAUCAUAUAAUAUUACUGUAUUCCAGGCUGUUUAUCUUGUAAACCAUAAAAAGGGUGUAUUAUGCUUUUUUUUCAGACUCUAUACUUCCUUUUGAUUCAUCCUCAAUAUAUUUACAUGACAGUCAGAUAAAAAAAUAAGCCUCAAAUUUCUCACAGUAGGGUAUUAAAAUAUCAUUAUUUAAGCCUCUGUCUGGAUUGCUUCGUUUUAGCUGCUGUCUCUUUAAGAACCCCCUCCUCUCACAAGCCUCCUUUCCUCUGAUUGGCCACUUCUGUGGGUGCUUUCUGGGGGCUGGCCCAGAGCACAGAUGAACCAGUAAGGAGAGACUAUGGUGAUGACAUCAUUAGUUAGUGAGGCUCAUUGAGACAUUUCCCAACACACCAUUUUGAGCGGUUUACAUCUAUUUUCUGGGACUGUUUGUGAAAGCAUACAUUUACUUUGUGAUUUGAAACUUUGCAUACAUCUAGUACAGACACUAAACACUGUAACUUUGCAUUUUUAAUUGUAAAUGUGGAAAACCAUGAAACCACCCCCUUUAAUAUUCUGACAAAUUGAGGUCAUAAUCACUAAUUGAUGAGCAGCUAGACAGAAAAUAGUAAAAAUCAGGGAAGUGAGUUAAGAAUCAUACUUGAUACCCCAUUGGCAAACAUAAUAAAACAGCUAACAGCUCUGAUAACUAUAUUUAUAUUACUUUUAAUCCAUUUCAUAUUAUACAUCCUUGAAUGUUAGUUAAUGAAUCUAUACUCAGUCUAAGGAAAUUGCUGGUACACAAAUAAGAUGUCCUGUUCAGCCUGUGGAAAAGACGCUUGUAAGUAUGAGGGUAAGACCACCAGAAAUGCAAUCAGACAAAACAGAUUCCAUCUGUGGUUGUUUUUAGUUUGUAUGAUUGGUAUCAGAGACAGGGUAGGCACUCUGAUUUGACUGUCGAACCCUCCUAGAACAGCCAAUGGUGCUCCAAUUGGUGAAGUAGGCUACAUGUAUCUGAACAACCCUAAAGGAAGUGCUCUUGACUAGUCAAUGGGACUUUCUGUGAAGUCUUUCCCCCGCCAUGAGUCUCCUUGAGUUGGAGAUUUUAAUUUUAGGAAAACAUUAAUCAGGAUAUUCAGACUCCCACGCCGUAUUUUGUUUUUCAAAAACAAGUUUGUGUUCAAUUAUAAGAAAUUAACACACACAAGCUUAUCAACAUGCUGUUGUUUGUUGUCUGUCUUGCAUAAAAAUAAUUAAAACAAAAAAAAAUUAACACGCUCUGUGGGGUUUCUUUUUUACCCUUUCCUGUCAGUGCCUGUCAGAGAUUCGGGGACAAAAAGCCACGACUGACAGAGGCAGAGGAAAGACUUAGACACCACUGUGCUCUUGAUAACAAAAACUGCCUGUGAGGCCAUCUUGAUGUUCCUGCUGCUGCUGCAGUAGGAGUCGAGCAGAAACAUUGACUCAUUCGCUUGCCCUGAGGUGGAGGGUUGACUUCCACUCCUUUGGAAAUACUUACAUGAAUACAAAUGAGGAUAUUUAAAGACACCGGCAUCUGCUUUGCAAGACAGAAAUUAUUCACACAACGCAUCACUGGUGCAGAAUCAGUGGGCGAUGUGGGGGCGUACUUCCAAGGGGUCAUGGGAGACCGUUUUAAAGCAGAUGCUGCUAAGAAGAUUUGGACAUAAACACAAAAACAAACGGACCAAUCAUGAUGGUGGCGGAUAUGCUGGCUCAUUUUCAGGGCUUUGGAGUGUGCAAACAAUCCAGCUGUGUUUACAAAAACACUUUUCCUUCCUCUUCACCUCAGCUAUCGACUGCUAUUAGCAAAGCUCUCUCCCAGGAAGCCAGAAUUAGUUCAAUUAUUGUCCUCUUUCAGAAAAUAACACCUUAUAUUACCCUUAAAUUGGAUCCUCUUAACAGACUUUAUUUCCGCUCGCACAGGAAACAGCUUUCCGUACCUUUCUGCUGAAAACUUUUCAUUAAAACAAUCCGUCCCUCCAACAAUAUCGAAACAAAAAGUUAAUCAAGUUAAUGAAUGAAGUGUUUUCAACUGCCAACACAAUUACAUCGCCAAUUUCUGCCCCUCACAUCUUUUGACAGAGUUACAAGUCUGGCAAAAACCAGUUUAUAACUUCAGCGGCUUUUGUGGCAGAUGAACAAAGAGGACAGACAUGCAGCAUGAACAGCUCUGAAUGGUGUAAUUAAUUAUUCACAAGUAAAAUGCCACUUUCAGCAGGAAAAAAACAACAUAAUCUAACUUUAGUGGUGUUUCAUUUGUGACUGUGCAGUUAAACACAGAUACGGGAUGUAGGGAAUGUUUUUGUGUGAGCACAGCAGGGCUUUUGGUGGGCUGGGAUAUAUCAGCACUCGGUACCAUGUCAUAAAAAGACUAAGGUGUUUUCAAAGUUCGACAUACAAAGUUCGUCUACUGUUUUGGUACAUGAUGUAAAAGGUCAAUGAGGAGAUAACCCAAUAGUAACCAGAUAGAAGGGGACCGCCUGUUGAAGAUGGUAAAUAAAUAGAUUCUCACUUGGUGCUUUUGGACUAGGACAAGGCGGUAAACCAGUAAAAACAGAGUUAGCUGUACAUUGCUUGUGUCAAGUGUUGGAUUCUGAAUGAUGGUGCUUAUCUUGUUUGCGCCACAUAUUGCCUGCAAUCUGGCCUAAAGUCUGAGCCCAUUAGGGGUGUUCCUUGUUGGGUGUUCCAACAAGGGUCAUGAUUCUUGGAAGCUUGGAAUCUUCAAUUAUAAUGACUGUUGAUUCAGUUUGAUUAUUGGUGCCACGAUUCUUUGAUUAUUGCCAUUUUAAUGCUUUUUUCCAUACAAGAUUGACUUUGCCUUCAUCUGUGGCUACAUUUGUAAAUAAAUACCCGAUGAAUUAACUCAGUUCCUCUAAAACAACACUCAAUAAGUAAAUAACAAGGUUUUUUGAACAUUUGAUUUGUAUUCAAAGACACAAAAAUAUUUUUAUUGUAUGACUUAUGUAAACAUUUGGACUUUGACCUACUUAACUAAAAGCCUUCUCUGUUUCGGGGUGAAAGCAUACAGGUGCUGCUUCACGUUAGUGGUGUUGCUGAGAUACUUUCUUUUUGCUUUGCAAAUCUUGCAAAUCGCAUAGGUCCUGUCAGUCAUCUUGUUUGUUCUCUCAUAAAAUCCAAAGUGCUUCCACACAGUUGCAGUCAACCUCGGUGGCAAGAGAAUCGGCUGCUCCAUGGAGGCUACUGAAGCUGUUGCCAUUUUGCAAAGAAACAAACAAGCUCUUUUUUUUGUGGUCCCACUCACUAAACAGUCAAAACGUUGCGCGUGAUUAGGGAUGCAGCGAUUAACCCAUAGUACUAUUAACCGCGAUUUAAAACGUCACGGUUAAUUAAUCCCACAGGCUCCGCAACACCGAGUGUUUGUUAUCACUCGCAAAAAACGGAUGACAUGCUAUUUUGCCGCAACCUGCUCGAAAGGAAAACAAAGUUACACCAGCGAUGCACCUGCUUUUAGUGCCGUGCUGUCAUAUGAUCAGGAGACACGUGACUACUCUGCUGGAAACAACGCAAGAAGAAGAAGAAGACGAAGAAGAAGAACGCGGCUACGCUAAAUGAGCUAAUGAUGGCAGAAGCACCCGGGAGCGACGCUCUCUUUCCGCCGAAAAAAAAAAAUAAAGUCGGGAGUUUGGGAGCAUUUUGGUUAUCUUAAAAAUGACCAGGGGGUCCUUCAGGACGACGGAGCACCAAUUUGUAAAGCCUGCCGCAAAAAAGUUGCGGCUAAGGGAUCGAAUACAUCCAAUUUAAUGCAGCAUUUGCGGGAUCAUCACCCGACUUCACACGCUGAAGUAAAGGUAACACACAAUGACCGAGUAAAAUUACGUUUAGAACAAGUUACCUAAGGAAACAUUGAGUUGGUAGGGAGUCAAGUAUAAACGUGUCACAUACAAUCAGUGGCGUAGCAGUGAGAGUUGAGCUCUAAAUUCAAUGUAAACAAACAGCCGCAAAGCGGCAUGUUUUACCUGACUCCGGCACCAUCUGGCGGGGUCAAUGGAGUUUUCUUCUUCCCGUCUUGGGAUCUAAUUAAUUGCAUUUCAGUUAUUAUUAACACGGCAUAAGAGAUGUUUUACUUCAUUUAAUACUUUAUUUAUAAAUACUUUAUUUCAAACAUUUAAAAAUAACUUAAAUCAUUACUGCAAAUCCAAGGUUCAUGGCAUGUUUAUCUAUUUUAAUUUUUCUUAUUCACUUUUAGCUUAAGACUACCUCUAGUUCUGCACUUCAACAACCUACUGUGGCGGCAUCUUUUUCGAAGUCUGUGACCUAUGCUCCCUCUUCAAAACAAGCCCAGGAUUUGAAUGAAGCUGUGGCCUAUUUCAUCUCCAAAGACAUGCCAUUUCAGAUUGUGGAAAAACCUGGAUUUCUCCAUCUAAUGAAAAAGACAGUGCCACAAUACAAAGUUCCUUCACGAAGCUACUUUUCCUCAAACAAAAUCCCAGCCAUGUACAAGGAGGUACGAGCGAGUGUGGUGGAACAGCUGUCAGGGGGUGUGUUUUUUGGUGCUACCACAGACCUGUGGACCAGCAGUGGUGGUAGAGGGGAACCCUUUAUGAGCUUUACAGUCCACUACAUCUCCUCCGAUUGGAAACUCAAAUCUCACUGUCUUGAGACUCUUUAUUUUCCAGAAGAUCACACAGCAGAGCAUAUCACAGAAAUGAUGGAAAACAUGCUCCUGGAAUGGAAGAUAAAGAAAGAAAGUCUGUCUGGAAUUACAACAGAUAAUGCUAGUAACAUGAGGAAAGCCUUUGAAACAUUUCCCUGUGUUUGGUUUUCUUGUUUUGGUCAUAAUUUAAAUUUGGCCAUUUCCAAAGUCCUCAAGAUCUCCAGGGUGGAAUCUGCUACCAGAGCAUGCCGACAUUUGGUACAAGGGUUUUCUCGAAGCUGGAAAAGAAAACGUGCGCUUCAAAAGAAGCAGGUAGAAUUGAGCAUCCCUGGGCAUUCACUGAUACAUGAUGUUGUCACCAGGUGGGGAUCCACAUUUGAAAUGAUUUCCAGGUUCUUGGAGCAGCAGCCGGCCAUCUGUGGGGUGUUAGCAGGCGACAGAAGCACCUGGCAUCUUAUGCCUAAAGACAAUGACAUCGCUGUCCUGGAAGAAGUUAGCCAGCUCCUUUGCCCUCUCCAUGACUUCACUGAUGUCCUGGCCUCAGAGAGACAAGUCACACUUUCCUCACUGAAGCCAAUCUUGGAGCACAUCACCAAUGAGAUACUUGGUGAUCAAGAAGAAGACAGCACUCUCACUAAACAAAUGAAACAAGUAAUGAGAGAAGACCUGCUAAUGCAGCUAAGAUAUACAGAGGAAAUGAAGAAUGUGCUGAACAUAUCCAGUUUUGUGGAUCCCAGGUUCAAGGGAAACUUUGCUGAGAAUCUGGAUGACACAGUCAAGGCAUGCAGUGAUGAAGCACUAACACUUGCAGCACAGGAAUCUCCAGAGUCAGACACAAGACAGCCUCCAGCAGCGACAACACCGAGCACCUCUUCCACCAACACCACAAACAAAAGUAAAGAGAAGAGCCUGUCUGGGUUGUUAAAGCAAAUCACCACAAGGAAGAACAUGUCAGCAGCAUCAGGAACUUCAGGAAGUGCAGUGUCAUCCACCGAAAAACUUGAUUCUGAGGUUAAAUUGUACUUGUCUCUUCCUGCAAUCAGUGCAGAUGCUGACCCACUGGAUUGGUGGAAAGCACAUGCGGAAGAAAUGCCAAUGCUUUCGAAAGUAGCCAAAAAGUAUCUGUGUAUUCCUGCGACAAGUGUGCCUUCAGAAAGGGUGUUCAGUUCAAGUGGCCAUAUCCUGUCUCCUCAGCGGUCAAGACUGAGCGCUGACAAUGUGAACAUGCUCCACAUUUUUGCACUAUAAUUUGAACUGAAAGGACUUGAAAUAAAUGUGCUGUUUGUGAAAAGGGCCCUGAUGUAGAUGGGUUCUGUAGCCUUUGAGUACUUGUUCUGUUAAAAAGGCAAAAAGGUUUGCAUUUAAUUCCAAAGAUAUGGACCUUGUUUCUUUUUAUUUUCACUAUUAGAGUAUUAUUGUUUCAAAAGGCAGCUACUCUACUCAGGUCCAUAAAUGCAGAAAAAAUAACAAACUGAAAAUACGAAAUAAUUUUGUAAUAUAGUUGAUCAAUCACUUCAUAUGUAUUAUUCUAAAGGGAAAACAGAUGUUUACGGAGCAAUUUUUUUUUAAAGGGAAACACACAGCUAAUAUGUAGCUUCUAUUUAAUUUCAAACAGACAAACACACUGUUUAUUUGUUACUCUCCCUUUCAAAGGAGAGUUAGAUUUUUUUGUUUAUCUUUAUUUAUUAUUUUGUACUGUGGUGUUUGAUUACUGUUUUCUGCAAAUAAAUAGCACAUUAAGAACACUCAAGAAUGUUCAUGUAAUUUUAUAAAGUAGUAUAAGUAGUGUUGUGAAAUUUAUGUAUAAUAAUCGUGAUAAUCGUGAAACCGGGAUUAUUCCUCAUACUAUAAUCGUACAGUGAAAAUCUAUAAUCGUUGCAUCCCUACGCGUGAUAAGGUUUUGGUUACAUGUUUUUUUUUUUUUCCGGCCUUGUGGUAAGCAUCCAUGUUAUUACUUAUUUAUGUAUUUAUUUUAAGCGGCGACAUUAAUUAAUUGAUGCCGAAUUGCCACAUGAAGCAUCGGGAUGCAUUACCACAUCGACCUACCUACCUACCUCUAAAGCCCAUGGUGCAUUAGGAACAGAUAUGAGCUCAUGGGGGACUGAAGAUGCAAGUAUUUCUCCCCAGUCUCCAUGCACUAUGAUACAGUGUGGUGCUGAUCUCAGUAUGACACCCUCAUUAUCACUUUCUCACAAACUAGACUCACUUCAACUCCCCGGAAGAAUAGAAUACCUCAGACUCAGGCCACCAAGCUCUCCAUCAUGCACACUUUGAAUUAACGUCAAUCCUAAUUAAGGGCUAUCUGUACUAAUCCUCAUUUCUGCUAACAUUAACUACCAUUGACUAUCAGCCACAGCUGUAGAUACAAACUGAACAGUAAAGCCAUUUGAUCCGGCAGCAAAAUAAGUAAAUAAAGAUGAAUGGCUGACCUUUCAUGGAUUGGUUUGAUUCAUGUUACACGUUACACCUCAUGACCAAGUAGCACGGAUCUUGUGCUUCUCUACUACCAAUCUACUACCAAUUUGCUUGUACUGGGAACACAAUAUGCAUGCCACUUACACUUCCUACUUCAAUCAGUGGUGCUGGAAUGCAGGUUACCACCAGUUAGUUUUGAAAAGCCUCAAAGAUUCACAUGCACUAAAUAAAAAGGCUUGAGAAAAGACACCCAACAAGAGAAGACAGAAAAUUAACUUCAUCUGUCUUGUUAAAGGUGACAUUACAGAUGUGUGGCACCCAUGAAAGCCUCCUGCUUGUGUAUAAUCAGGCAGAAUGCAAUAAAUCUCACUUUGUGCAUCUUCCGAGCACUCGGCUAAAUCCUUCACCCUCCCCACUCCACCUGCAUGAUGGAAAGUGGCCUUAUGCUCUCUACCAGACAGAGAAGCAGGCAGACGGGAAUAUAUGUCACAAUGGCUCUCUUGGUUGUAUCACCUGCCUGGAUGAGACAGACAGCAUGUGAAAAAGCGCUACUUGACACAGAUGGUGGUGAAGAUGGGAACCGAAAUGAGCUGUUACAGGGAGGCUGAAGUGACCCAGCACCCUGUCAGACACUGGCUGUGUGUUACAUUACUUAUUGUCCCUGUCAGGUAGAAACCUCUCCAUGUUCUGUCAUUUUACAUUAAAGUCCCACUGGGAUCACAUUUUUUUUUAUUAUUCAAUGUCUUCUUAGUGGUCUUUAAAUUGUGAUUAUGCAGUGUCAUUUCCAAGGGCUUUUCUUUAGCAGAGCUCCAGUAGCUCAUAAUAAUUCUUCUCUUAGUUGUGGGCAGAGACAGCGCUGCUCUGCACACUCCUUUUCAUGCUAACUUGUAGCCUUACAUACCCGGUGCAGCAGAAGUGGCUGGUAACAUAGGAGCUAUUCAGCUCUCGGACAGUAAUGUCUUUGGGGGCAUGAUGAAAGCUAAUAUCAUCGGCAGCUUUCUUACGAGCAUUGUAAUCCCCUAACGCACAGGCUUGUUCCGGGAUUGUCCUCUCUACUUCUCAAAGUCUGGCAUGCAGAGUGUGGCACUGGGGGGCGGAGCUCGGAGUGUGAUGUAGGAAAUCUCACUGUGUCUGAGCCUACCGUUUGGGUCCGCCAGAGAUUCACAGCAAUUUGAAUGCAGAAAUACUCAGACAUGUAAUUCUGCACUUCCCUUUCUCAUGAUAUGUCCUGUAGCAUCACAAAAAUGCCAUAUGAACAUACAGACAACAAGAAAAAAAUGAUUUUCAUUUGGAGUGGAUCUUUAAAUGACCUGUGAAGAACUUUUUGUUAGUGUAUUAAUCAUUUAUUGUGGAUAUUGUAUGUGGAAAAUGUAAAUUAGUGUUGUUUUUAGCUGUGAGGCUGACACCCACCCCCUCACACCAGUUUCAGGCAUUAAAAAAUACUACCAUGCUACUACCCACCUCUUCUGUCAUGCCGUCCAUACUCUGUGCUUCAAAUCUACCCUUCAAAACAUUUGUGAUGCACUUUAUUUUGUUGUUUUUUUUUCUUCAAGGGAACAAGUGUCUCAUAUUAGCGAUAAUAUAUUUACUCCAACAGCAGCACAUCUGGCCCAGCACCAAUUUACCACCAUGAGCAUAUGUCUACAUCCUCACCUGCUGCCUCCUGAGAUCUGUAGGAAUUACAUCAACACAAUAAGUCACAUCUGUUGUCUAGAUUCUAUCGCUCUGACAAUGUUCAAUGUGUCUUUUAUUGGAGUUUGAAUACCAAAAAUACAGCUCCCUGUGGACCAGCAGCCUCGCUCAAUUUGUGAUGAGUUACAACAAAGAGAUUUCUCCAUUAUCCUCCGCUAAGUGAAAUACUUGAGAACACUUAAAAGUAUAAGAGUGAAUGAAUAUCUUUUACAUCACAACACAAAAUGAAAUACAAAGUGGGGUUUAGUCAAUAAAGUAGCUUUCAUGUAGCUCCCAUCUCAGUCGACAAAGAUCUAAAGUGACUCAAAGUGAAUGUGUUUACUUUUGCUUGAUCUGCCUGUUGAUUGCAACAUUUUCAUUUAAGAAAUAACUGUAUAAGCUUCCUCAGUGUGCCCUGUUUUUCACUGAUUCACCAUUUAUACUUCCUUGAAGAUGCAAGCUUUUAUUUUCAAACAGGCUGUUUUGAAUGUGCAUUGACAAAAAGGUCUGUGGAGUUCCUCAAGGGUCCAUCCUUAGGAAUAAUCCUCCUUGAAAUAACAAAACAUGUUAUUGCAGAUUCCCCUUUGUGGUGUUUCAGAACUGUUUAUUAACUAGUUAGACAUGGGAAUGUGAUAUUUUAUCACAGAUUAUUGCCGACAGUGUCUUCAUACUGUUGCAAAUACUAAAAAAAAAGAGGUCGUGUUGCUCAGCUGGAGCUUGUUUGCAGUUUUUUGUCUUCGUGCAUUUUUUACCGUAGAUCAUUUGUGUAUGAGCAGCAUGUUUGCUGUUCAUGCAUUUGUUUCAGAUUUUUGCAGCACAUCUUUCAUUUGCAACGUAUUUCCACUCCGUUGAAAUGUGUUGCAAGUGUUUUAGGAGAUGUAGCUUUCUGCACUUGCAGCACAUUUCUCCAUAAUGAAGAUUAUCUGCCUUCACAAACGAAUGCUCCAUCUUAACAACUUGUUCACAUACUUUUGGAGACCAUGUCUGUAGCCUGAGCUUUGAGCCUAAAAAAACGUGAUUGCUUUUAAAGGGAAAAUGUAUUAUUCCCCCCUAAUGCAGAACAGUGAGGGUUCAACCAGACCUUUCUCCAGUCAAAUGAGUCUGACGAUACAGGACUCUCCGGCUGAAGUCCUCCUCCUGUACCCAGAAUUAGAUCCGGCUCUGUUGAGGGUAUCUUUAAUUACUUUAGUCCUCCUCCCUGGUACACCAACCUUCCUCAGACAGCUCCCCCGACACUGAAAGAAACAGCCGCAUCAACAAAUGCUUGUCCGUUUCCAGCACCUCUGAGGGAGGAAUUUUCAAAACAAAAGCCUGAAGGUCAAUACCAAGGUUACAGUAUUUGAUGCAGCAUCUGCCAGCUCCAGUCAAAGGGUGCAGAGACGUGGAUCCCAUACAGAUAGCGUAGAGUUUUAGAAACCUGGAGGUGUUUGGUCUUUGUUCAGAUGAUCAAACUCCUCGCAGUGACUGACUCAUAAUAAAGGGCUCACUGUCAAUAAUCCUGGUUGGUUUUAUACCUCACCAAAUCCACUGCUGGGUUUGGUGCUGCCCGGCAACCUUGGCUUUAAUUUCACAAGUCCUGUGGAGCGAGGAACUCAGAACAACCUUCAUCAAUAACAAUUAAAGUCGUGAACUCUCUAAGUACAACUUUAUGUUUUUCAGAAGAAAGUUUUGUGAUAAGUUUCUUUUAUGUAUACUGAAACUGGAAACUGAAAAGGGGAAAAGGUUGUUUCGUAUCGAUGAUAAAUGAGACUACUUUUGAACAUCAAAAGCCAUAAAAAAACAGAAAUGGAGUGUAAAAAAACACUUGAAUUUCUCAUUUGAUUGUGAAUGGUGCAAAAAUAUUCAAUUAAAUCAAUACUAUAUAAUUUUUGUUAUAAGCUUGAUUUUAGCGACAUGCUUGAAAAUGCACAGUCAGGGGCAUGUUUACCAUCGCGCUUUAUGGCCUCUUGUUUCAAAAACACUUUAUACUCUGCCAAACUGAGGAGAAUUUCAGCUGCUCAGCAGUUCUAGGUCUCAUUUGCUUUAACUUCUUGUAAUUUUUUAAGGUUUUUCAGUAAGUCGGAGAGUAUUCAGGUAGGCCUGUUAGCACCUGGACUCUUGUACUACUGAGCCACACUGUUGUGCUUAAAUAUGCAAGAUCACCCCUGAGAGAGUUCUUGUCUGGGGAAGCAUGUGUAGCUUCAAAUCCUGUACAUAUCCUUCAGCAUUUACGGUGCCCUCCCAUAAACAUCUCCGUACCAUCACAGAUCCUUGCUUCUUAACCCUGCAACCCUCAACCCGGCAGUCCUGUUCGUCCUUAGAGUGGGUGAUGUGGGUCCCAUGGUUUCCAAAAAGAAUAUCCAGUUUAGAUUUAGCAGACCAGUCAUCCACAAAUUUCUAACUCUGUGUUCGUAAACAUUUUCUGGAGGUGGUCCAUAAUUAAACACGGCUUCCAUUAGUCUAUACAUGAUAUUUAGAGGAUGUGGAAUUUAUCAAUGUCCAGUUUGAAAUUAAUGGGAGGCAAUGACAGCUAAGAGAUCAAUUGUGAAUGUUAAUGGUUGAAAUUGAACGAAUUAUAUGUCCAUUUACGUUAAAAAUGAAAAUUCAUCUGCCCAAAUUUAGAAUUUGGAGUCCUGAUAAGCCCCUUCCACAAAAACAAGGAAAGAAAGACAGAAAGAAGGAAAAGUCUUUUUUUGAAUGUAUUAGGGCCACAUUGAGAAAAAAAAUGAAGCCUUUGAGAUUAAAGUUGUUAAUUUAUAAGAAUAAAGUCAUUACCAAUGAAAUUAAAGUCAGAAUAAAGUUCGUCUUUACUGAACUGCUGUUUAAGAUGACAUGUUGAAAUGAAAGCCAUGGAGUGUUUUGUUAAAAUGUACUUACAAGGAGAUACUUAAUCUUUUGGCACAUCAGCACCACAUUAUCAUAAGUAUCAUUAUGAUUUUAUUACAACUUUAUUCUUGUAAGUAAUUAUUUUAUUAUGACUUUAUUCUUGAUGGUAAUGACUUUAUUCUCGUAAAUUAAAGACUUUAAUCUCUUAGUCUCAUUUUUUAUUUUUAUUUUUUAUUUUAUGUGGCCCUCAUACUCUGUCCUAGUUUUGCAAAUAUUUGAUCAAAACUGAAACUCACAUCAGGAUAAAGAAAAUCACAGCUGUCUAUUUACACUUACAGAGCAGUUACAUCACACAGCCACAUGAUGUUUAGCCAAUGAGACUCAAACAUUUUGGCAUUGGAGCCAAACUUGCUCACUUUUUAGUGGAUUAAUUGAAUCAGUGAUUGGUAGCAUAAGACACUAACACAGAUUACCAGAAGUCAACCUGAAACUUUUCAAGUUGAAUCUGAAAAAAGAUCUGAAUCUGAAAAAAAAAAAUCUGAAACAGAAAAAAAAAUUUGAAUCCGUAAAAAUAAGAUCUGAAUCUGAAAUAAAUAAAUAAAAUUCAAUCGAAAAAAAAAAAAGUACUCAAAGAUCAAAAUAUACAUUGAAGUGAAAAAUAGAAAUAAGUAAUUUAUUCAAAAGUAUUAAAAAACAGAAUCAAAGUUACAUUUGAACAAAUUUUUUUAUGCAUUCUGGGAUUUUUCAAAGUUCAAUUUCGAAAUUCAAGACUUUCAGGUACCAUUUUAUUUUUUCAGGUUCAAAUCUUAUUUUUUCACUUCACUUUUUAUUUUUUCACUUACACUACUUUUUCAAUACUUUUGAGCCUGAUCUGGCUCCAUAGAAGAGUCACACCAUCGCACCAUUAUCAGUCUCUGUAAACCAGCAUAGAAAUCCUUCUUGCCACAGUGCAGACAGACAGACAGACAGUUGAAAAAUGAAAUACUCUGAUUACAUCUUUGGAGCAGGUUAACGAUAAGUCAUUUACUUCCAUUCUGAUCGAUUGCCACGUAGGAGUAAAUCCAGCAGACUUUAUUACCUGUGAAAUUAACUGUGAUGAGUUCUAAGAGGUGAAGUGCUUUUUUCCCCCUGAGUAAUAUUUCCUCCCUAUGAUGAGCACCAUGCAAAGUCUUCACCAGACAAAACUAAAUCCGUUGUUCGCGUCAUCCAAACAGGAGUGGCGGCGUUAACGUGGUGGAACUGAUGAGGCUGCAAUGCAGAGUCGCUGCAGCGACCUCUCACAGGUUAUUGGCUCCUGCUCAGUUUGAUAUCUGCCGCGAUGAUGAAAACUUUGGAUGCUUUGGAAACAGGAACGCCUUAGAGGGAAACAAUGAAGACAGAUGAAUGUUUCACUCUCUGUGCCGAGGAAGAAGCAGCAGCGCUGGUCGGCUUCAAUCAUUUAAGGUCAAGUGAGGUGCGAGGAGUUGGCAGCGGGAUUUUUUCUUAUUGAGUUUAAGGCCCCUUGACCUUUCCAACUAUUCCAUCCCCUCCUCCAGUCUCACCCGGAGGUCAUGCCAGCGUGGCGAGUACUACUCUCAAGGUCAGAGCGCAUCAGAUUUCAUAACACAGAAGCAAGUUUCCAUCCGUACCCAGAAUAGAUUUUUUUUUUCCUUAAGACACAGACAUCGUCAUCUGUGCCAUAACCCCCCCCAGAAUACCCCUGAGCUUCAUUACUGGCACAUUAUGGUAAUAUUCAAAUCUACCGGGUGCCCGAGCCGGCCCGUAUCCAGCUAAAGAUGGAUUAAGGUUGCGAUGGGUGUUUAAAAAUAGCCGCACACAAAGCGAAGCUGUGUUUCUCACACUGAUGGGGUCUUACAUAAAGAGUGGGAGUGCUGCAAUUACUGCUCAAAGCAACCCGGAGUAGAUGUAGGUCUGACUCAAGCUGAGAGGAUCUCUUUCUCGGGAAAAACUCACCCUGGAUUACUUUCAUGGACACUUCACAGACACAAAAGCCCCAGUUUUACCCCGCUUUGUUCAAAGUGCAUCACCUGUAAUUAGUCCAAGUUUUUCACCCAUGCUCAUUUUAGCCUGUGGAGGCGUAAGGAUUCGCUCUGGGCAGGUCUGAAAAAUUACAGCAAGUUUUUUUCACAAUGGGGAAUGAUUCUGUGCUGUGAGUACGAGAGUUCAAUUCACGUCGUCUUCUGUCUACUUUUUCAAUUAUUGAGCAUACAGAAACUUUCUUUCAACCCCUGAAGUUUAACUUGCCGUUAAAGUUUUUACGAUUCGAAGCAUUUCCAAUCCGUCAUCAGGAAUGAGCUCUGUUCCUGCGUGCUCCCCGGCUUUCUCUAAUGUUGUUUACAGACUGCUCUGCGUCUCUGUUAUGCGGCAAGGAUCCAGUGAACAUCAUUGAUAUACAAGAGUGCAAAGGGGGAGCAGAGUGAUGGCAGCACUCGGCACCUUUCCUUUGUGGGAGUUCAGCUUCAGAUUCUCAGUUCCCCCUCUCAGCUCACGAUCGUAACUGUGGCUUUUCAUCCUCUGUCAAAUCACACCACAGGGGACUGCAUGGCAACGCGUCUUUGAAGGCCAACAAGCACCUCAUGACAUCAAAGCAAAUACCACAGCUUUCAACAAAAAUAUUCACGCCUCCCUGGUGGAUCCAGGGUCCCAGAGACGGUGCAGAAGAUGCAGAAACAGCAGCUUCUGACCAGAUAAAGCGUAAAACAUAAUUAGGUAAUAAAGUUGAUUGUUAAAGAAAACUGAAGGUAAGAUUAAAGAGCCAGAGGCCAUAACAUAAUCUGCUGAAUCAAAAGUUGUUAUCUCAGAGGUGCCGUCCUGAAAGAAGUGAGAUUUGAGUUCAACAACUUGGAAAAUAAAGCUGUGUAAAGCACACCUCUAUGAAUUCACAACAAACUCAUUUCGAAAUCCUAGAGGGUGAAGUGAAAGUCUAAUUUAGAUUCAAAAACACAGAGUUUGAAUGUGGCUCAUUGAUUUUAAUGAAAGUAAUGAGGGCUCAUUUAUGCUUCCCUCAUGUUUGAACACACAAACAUAAGUUUAAAUGCUAUAACUGCCUCUAUCUACAUAUUUCAGCAUGUUGUCUGUGUUGGAACCAUAGACUGUAUAUACUAUGGACGGUUUGGCUCCGCCUUCUAUCCUGAUACAAAUUUGAAGCCAAAUUGCUCUCUGUAUUUCUGGGAUUUUCUCCACUUCCUGGAACCACCACUUGAGCUACACAAUCUUCAUGCGCCCAUAGGCUGUAUCAAGUGUCAGUCAUAGAAAACAUGAACCUCCUAAUAACUUUUAAAAAUGGAGCUGUACAGAAAGAAAAAAAAUAGGACUUGAGCACAAACCAGUCUUACAGUAACUACAUGUCAACAUCACAACCAGGGGGGAGAUAAAUGUAUGUUCUGUGUAACAAAUUUCUAAAGUUUGUCCACAACUCCACUGGGAUUUCUGUAAGAGGCAGGAUUUAUGACCUAUACUGCAGCCCGUCACCGGAGGGUGCUGUUCUCGGAGAGGCUUCACCCAGCGAGGCGGCAGAUGGCGUCCUUUCUAUAUACAGUCUAUGGUUGGAACAGAACCAAUGCAUUUGAUAGCAGUGGUGCACUCAGGCUGUUUGAGGGCCAGGGGCCAAACAAUUAAAAGGGCCCCUCUAUUAGGGUUUGGGUUGUGUUCAAAGAAGACCUGUCUUCAACAGCAUUUUAAAGACCUCGUUCAUUGCUCGUUUUUUUUUUUCUUUUCUUGCUUAAUUGUAUGUCAAGGAAGUUACUUCACGAGUUGGACCCACUUCUAGUCUGUCAAAAAUGAAUGAUGGGCGGUAGGUAUCCUGGAGUAGGGCUGCUUAAUUACAGCCAAAAACCUUCUAUUUGUAUUGAUUUGAAGAUCACAGCUAUUGAACACGUUUACUCAUAAAGUGACAUCUGUGUUUCAUAGAUUCACGGAACUUUAAAACUCUUAAAAGUUUUGACAUUAUUCACUUCACUCAGUGGCAGUCUUUAACUGGAAGUAGAGUACACAUUUUACAGUGAUAAUCUGAAGCUCUCCCUCCAUUUACAUUAUGUCCCAGGCUGCUGAUUUAAGUUCUCACAAUUCAUUAAGUCCUGGAAUGUAAAUCAACCAACUGUCAGUCCCUUGCAAAGCCUGCAUACUGGAGUGUGUGUUGAGAACAGGUGCAAGUACAGGAAGACGGUCAAAUACACAAUUGAUUGAUUGAUUUGAAUAGUCUUCACAGCCUAUGCCUUUAUCUGUUUUUUUUUUCCAGAUAAUACAGUCUUUAUAUCCUCAGAGCACAUCAGUAAGAGACGGUUAAAUUCUGCCAUCCAUAUUUCCACGUGAUCAGGUUGGAUGUUUCAGGUCGUUUUUGCAGGAACACACUAUUCACGUCAUCUGUUCUCGGCAGUUUUAUUCACAGUCAGGGAGAAAGGGAACAUCUUGAUUCUGUCAGAGGCGGUUUUCUCAGUUACAAUAGAGUCCCCCUGUGGAGACCAACAUGAGAUUCAGGCCAUUUUUUUGGCUCACAGGGUGAAGUGAAAAUGGGAGGAUGUAUUUGUCUCUCCUGAGGACAAUUAAGACGGAGAAACUGUGAAAGAGAUAGCUCUGUAGAGAUUGUGUGUGGUCAAAAAAAGAAAUUAAUUCUUUGGGAGGAUGAUUACUGAUCCUUUUUUCAAUAAACUGGAAAUGGGAUUAUGUCGGCGCGCUGUACCUCAGAGGUUUUUCUUUUCCCUUCUAGUAGCGCUGUGUUUGUCCUUUUUUCAAGCCGAGCCAAGUGGUUCUGAUAAUAUAUUUGUUUUGCUUAUACAUAUUUCCCGCUUUAUGCUGUGUAUCUCACUGGACUUGAUAAGCCAUUUAUUAAAUUCCAGUCCAUGCAGCACAGAAGGCAUUGGUAUUCUGCAAACAGUUUGUGGCAAAGGACAAAAUCCUCCUGCAACAACAUUUUUCAUUACACCGUACAAACUUUCUUUAUCUAGACUAUACCAUACACUAUUCACUAGCAGGGAUGUUUCACUCUCUUUGGCAUUGAAUCAACAAAUAAAGCUUCCACAGGAGACGGAGUACUCGCCAAAGCUGUUCUGGCACCUUAUUAAAGAGUGUGUUUCCCUCCUGCGUGGCAGCAACAUGUGUUUUUUUUUUUUUAGCUAGUGUGUGCAGGAAAAACCUUUCCAAGGCACAAAGGUGGAGCGGAGACCUCAGGUGGAAGAUGGGCUGGUGUUUUUCCUUGAAUCAUUAGAUCACACCCAGAAACAAGGAGAAAAACACACGACUGCAGGGUUUCAAUGAUUCAAACUUUACCUCCUGCAGGAUUUUCACAGGGAAAAACACAGUUUGAAUGUCACUCAGCAGGCUUCUUUUUUGUAUACUGCAUGCACAGAUGUAAUCCAUUGUAGCCCACAUAGCUUGAAAUCCACAUCCCUGUUGUGGGUUUUUUAUUCUCUAUACCUGGACUUUACAACAACAAACUAUUUCCUGAAGCCCUGCUCGCACAUUACACACAGAUGACACACGCUGCUUCCUGCCAUCAGAGAUGUUUUAUGUUUUGUUCCACGGCUAAAAUAUUUGUCACGGGCUGUCACGCUGUGAAUUUUGGCCCGAGGCUCAGCCAUUUGUCCACCAGAGCAGCAAUUCCCAUUUUCAAGACUUGUGGCUUGGCAGUGGAUUGAUCAGGUUUGUCUGAGGGUGUGCUUCACUGACUCUGAAACCGCUAAUCAGCUGGAAACUGAGGAGGGAAAGUCAUAUCAAGAUUGGUAAUUAAUGUUGCUACCUUUAAUCAAGGUGUAAAUACUAAACACAGUGCCGAUCAUCUUCAGCGCAGACUGAAGGUGAGAAAAAACCUUCUUAGCUAACGUCACAUCACAGAAUAAUCUGAGGAGAUCAUCCAUAAAACCAUCUGAUAAUCAGGCGUUUGCUGACUUGUGUAUCAGGCCCAAAGUCUGCAGGAUUAUCUCGUAGUGUGUGUCCCGUCUUACCCACCUAGUGAGGUUAAAAGUAACAUUGUUAACUUGCCGGAAAAUUCAGUUUGAACUCAAUUAGUUCAAUAAAAUUAUUAAUUCUUCCUCUGUCUAGGAUUAGAUUCGACCUCUUUGCCUCUUGCCAGGUGAAAAAUAGGUUAAACCAAGUCAGCAUUCCUAGUAUGGAGACUGUUGCAACACCAGACAUCACUAAUCAACCCUGUAAACAAUACAUACAGAAAGUGCUUCAUCUCUCAGGACAACUUUCAUUCAAACAGAUGUCGAUGUUGAUGAAAGAUGCUACUGGGUUAAUAUCGGCAUGUGAACUUCAGCUACUUUAUGUUUUUCACACAUUGAGAUUGAUUGUUGCUGCUCUUUAAUGGCUCAUUAAACCGGUGUUGCGCUUCUUUGUAAUAGAGCACAGGGUUAUCAUAUCUGUUCAAAGUUAUUCCUGUUCAGCCAUAAGACUCCAACCCUUCCCUCUGACUACAUUCAUAACCAUGAGAUCAAAGUCUGCCGUUAGUUUUACAAAAACUAUAAUAACGUGUGAUAAUCUUCAGAAGUAGGCGGCCUUAAUAAAAAUGCUUAGUCAGGCCUCUGUGCAGGAACGCGACUCCUCCAUAACACCUUCUGCUGCUGACAUAUUACAUUUCCUGUUUCCACCCAUUACUAGAUUAAAAGGGUUAUAGAUAUUUCAUGUUGUUUUCAGGAGAUUUACAUCAUCUCUAUCUUAAGAUUCAUCUCCCGCUCGGCUCUUUUGUGCGCUAAUCAGGCGUGUGGCACGCAGAUCUAAAGACGUAGGUUACCGGGUUGUAGAUAUAACUGCAAGUGACGAGGGUAAACACGCAGAGAUAUGCAGUGUGGCAGAACUGAGGAAUUAACAGCUCAAAGAUCUCCUGAUGUGAUAGUCACUCUGUGUUAGCAGGGGGGAAUCCUUCUUAUUACACUCAUUUUUGCCUCUCAGAGUUAUAAAUCUGUGUCCAAUAAAUGGACAUUGCUUCACAGGGUUCAUCCUGAUAAGCUUUGAUUUAUGUGUGGUUGAUUAUUGAGUCGUUUUUGGUGUUGGCUGACUGACUGUCACCUGACUGUGUGACUUACCUGAACUGUUGGUGUAACUGGUUCACUACUCCUGUAAAUGAUAUUUAACGUUGCAGUUUGAUUAAACAUGUGUCAAAGAAUUUUUACAAAGUUUUAUGUUAAAGUUCUUCAUUUUUACCUUAAAUGCAUCUCAGCUAGAUAUAUCAGUUAUCUCAGUGGUGGGCUGUGCAUAUUACACCUAGGCCUUCAGCGCUAUUCCACUUCGCCCUACCUAAAUUAAUACACCUCAUAAUACCAUCAAUAUGACACCAUAGCUUGAGAAUCCAUCAGAAUCACACUUCAACAUUACAUCACCUUGAUAUAGUCUAGUUGAGCAACACUUAAUUUCUGGAGCAUUUAAAAAAAUAAGCACACAUUCCCAGUUAAAAGUAGGAAUCAAAGAUCACAGAUACUGUCAAAAUUCAAAAAUAAAAAGUGAUCUUAAGAUAUAAGUCAUAAAAAGGCCACCAAAAGUAUGUUAUAUGAGCUCAAACAAGUUUGUCCCAUAAAUUGUACAUUGUCGCCAUUAAAAUAUAAAGCUUGCACACACCGAUAUGGAUCUCCUCCACAGCGCCAGCUUAUUUGAAAAUAAAACCCAUCCUCCUUUCUUUUCUCAAGAAGACUUCAAUGGCUCUGUUGUACAAUUUAUCUGUGCAUUUCGGUUCCAUCAAUAAGUCCUUUUCUAAGGACAUGGAGGCUAAUGCUGAAAGCUGUGUCUUUCCCGUCGUGUUUCUACACAGCAAAAUACAGCAGUAGCUGUUGGUAGCUAAUGGAUCUCUGGGUUGAGUUCAAUAUUUCCAAAUUGUGGCCUUUCAGGCUCUCAUGAGUGCUUAUCCAAUCACAGGACAUGUACAUGUCCAGUUCAGCGUAAGACCUUCUAGCUGGCCUUGGUGUCUCAGAUUUGAGAUCUGAUUGGUUAUUUGCAGCUGACUGUGUUCAUUCACUUACAGCAUACGGGAGCCUGUUGUGUUGAUUCUGAAGGCCUUGGGCAGAUUUCAUAGCGCCUGACAACACAUGCUAGCUGAAAUAUGAUUGGAUAAAAAAAUUUCAUCAUAAUAUACAACAUUGGAAGCAGCUCAACCAUGUGGAUAUAAUAUGACAUAAAGAGAACAGACAAUAGAGAACAAUUUUAUUUAAAUAUUUAUGAAAAAAAUAAAUAAAUAAAUGUACUUUUCUGAGUAUGCUUAGGCCAGCAGAGAAGGCCUUGCUAGCCCUGAUGACCUACCAUUGAGCUAUCGCUUGAGUGGGUUGUACUUCCCUUCCAGUGUCUGGUGGUCCUGAUGCCCACGGUUAUUCUUAAUAUCAACAGUCACCUUAAGUUCAGGGUGAUGGUCUUUCCAACGAUUUUCCACCUCAUUGUUCUUUCUAAGAAAUGAUAGGACUUUAGGGAAUCAAGGAAAUGCGCCCUCUAUAAUUCACCGCUCUUGGCCUGGCAGCAGAAACCAUCGCAGGUUAUUUUAGCAUCAAAGCUCCUCGGAUUUGGCAGCUUAAAGAGUUUGACUUCUUAGUUUGAUUAAUCCCCAUGAAAUUUAAAAUACAUGGUAGGCAGGAACGGCUGCUUUUAAAUGUGACAAUUUUUCCUGUUCUCUUUGUUCGUGGCUAUUUGAUUUUAUUCUGGCUGUUUUUCAUCAUUUCCCUGGUGGAAUUUGUUCUCCUGAGCUGCCAACCCCCAUAUAAGUAUGACUCAAGCACUGAUGCGGCAGAACAAAUGUGUCUUUGCUGGAUGGAGCCUUUCCCACUUCCAUAUCCUGCUCAAGCGUAUGUGUGUGUCUGUGUGUUUACGCAGAGAUCCGAGAGGCCUUCAAAGUGUUUGACCGCGAUGGCAAUGGCUUCAUCUCAAAGCAGGAGUUGGGGAUGGCAAUGCGCUCCCUGGGCUACAUGCCAAACGAGGUGGAGCUGGAGGUCAUCAUCCAGAGACUGGACAUGGACGGUGAGGCAAACACACAGCUUGGAUUUUUACAUCAUCCUGCGCCCCAAAGCACAGAAGCAAUUUGCUCUCUAUUUGCCCACAAAAGUAGACAGUAGCAGGCGGUAAAACCAGCGGCAUUAAACACCAACUGUCCUCUUGUUUCCUGCAGGCGACGGCCAGGUGGACUUUGAGGAGUUUGUGACUCUUCUGGGCCCGAAGCUGACAGCAGCUGGGAUGCCAGAUAAGUUCCACGGCACCGACUUUGACUCUGUAUUUUGGAAGGUGCUCAUAAUUCAGUCCCUUAUUUCCUACUUAUUAGGGAGAAUAUAGUCAGCUGAAUUAAAGCACCAAGCUUUGGGAAAAUCAGAAUUUACCACCAAACUACAGACCAGUUUUAAUUGCCACAUCCACUGGAGAAUUAAUAGGAUCCCUUCAAGAAGAGUGUCCUCAGUAUGAUAUCUCGGCCUCUUUGUGAGCAGUGACAGCCUUAUUAAAACAUUAAAGCUAAUUUUUAUGUAAAAGAAAAAAAAGAUAUUAAUGUAUUUACAGACACCUCAUUAGAUAAUCAGCUGCUCACGUUGUCUGAAGGAUGAAGUUAAUGGGAUGGAGCGAGCGCCUUUGUUGUAGUUAGGUGAUAACAGCACCACAGAGGCUGUCAAGAGACUGAGGCUCCAAAUUGAGUUUGAAGGGGAUUUGUGGGAAUUCUCAGUGCAGGAGAAAAAAAAAAAAAAAAAAGCAUCACAGGCAGAGACACCUGCUGGGAGAGUCAGGAACCCCCGAGGAACUGACGCAAAAGCUGCAUGGCUUCACAUAGCAUUAUACCUGGAUUGAUGUAUGAAACAUGCAGUUGAAUUGAUCACACAGAGCCUACGGUCAAAGUGGAGCUCAGUUCAGGCUGAGCUAAUAACAGGCACAAAUGAAUCUUUAAACAUGCAGCAUGACUCUCUGUUUUAGUUUUCUAAUGAAUUUAUUGAAUUAAAUCUUAAAGUUACAUAAUUCCAUGAGGUGAUGAAACUAAGAAAGUCCACUCAAAACCUGAAGCGUUUUUUUCUGACUUUUAGAAACUUGCAGAGACAAGUUUAAUUUACUUUUCUCAACCUUAUUUUACAAAAAAAAAAAAAAAAAUCUUUUUUUAGAUUCGCAAAUUGACAAGAAUGAAGCUGCAAAUUUAGAUUGUGGUUAGCCUGUGUGGCCUGCGAUAUUUGAAAAGGUAAGAACAGAAAGUGACCACUUCUUUGCACUAAAAUUAGGUGCAUAAAGCGUUUUUUGGAGUUUAACUUGAGUAAAAGAUAUACACAAAAAUUCUAACAUCCCCUUACAGUAAGUCUUUAAACAGCCAUCAUACAUGGGCUCUGACCGCCCUUACAUGGCCAAUAACCUUCAUUUAAAACUGACAAAUUAAAUCUAAUUUUCCAAAGUAAUGCAUUUAAUUAUCUGCAAACUCAUGCACAAAGAGAAUGUUUUAGUGCCAACUUCCUGCACAUAGGCAGAGAGGGGAAAGAAAACUGCUGUCGAGGGCUGUAAACUGACUGAACAUUUCACUCUAUGUUUUAUGAGGUAAGAUACACAUCAUAACAUAAAUAUCCUGUGAGUGGCAAAAAAAGGGUUUUCAUUGUUAUUUUCAUGUUUAUGUCACAGAUUCAAACAAAAUCUAAAGGACGGACCGUGGUGCAGCACUUAAAUUAUUUUUUUAAAUUAAAGAUUAAACUAGGAAAAACAAGAACUUACAUUAAAAAUUCAAACGAAAAAUAUACAAGAAACAAAAAUCUAAAGACUCAAAAACACUGAGGGAAAAAACACAAGGUAGAUAGGUAGAACAAAGAGGGUAGGCUCCACAGGGACUGAAUAGACAGGGUAAUGAUUAACAAGGAGCAGGUGAGACACUGGGACACAGGUGCAGAAAAUCACAAAGGAGGGAAAACACAGAAAUUAAAACUACACCUGAAACACAGGGAUCAACUCCUACAAAAUAAAACAGGAAGUCAAGCUGAACCAGACACACAAGGAGUAGGGACAACAAACAUAACAGGAACAUAAGAAUAAUAAUCACAGGGGAACAGGAACAAGAGAAAUAAUAAAUACACAGAGGAUACAACUAAAUAACGAAACUAGGAAAACUAAACAAACAAGAACUAAUCAUGACAGUGUAUUUCCAUCUACAAAGCCAGCACAGGGAUAAGAGUCCGCCCUGUCACUCUGCUAUACUACAGGUGGUCUGCUUUCCAAUAUGAAGGUCACCUUUUUACAGCCUUUCUAAGAACUGUCAGGGGGCAAGGGUAUCCAUAGUGGCAUAGAUUAUAGGUCUUUACUCACUCUCUCUUCACUCCACAACACUCAUUUAAGCAUCAUUAAAGCAUGCAUUAUUGUCUGUCUAAAGCUGAGGGUGUGUGUGGGCUUCAUAGAUGUUGUGUUUCUCCUCCCUGCCUCCACACUGACCUUGAGUUACAGUCUGCAUUUGUUUCACCAGUGCGACAUGCAGAAGCUGACGGUCGAAGAGCUGAAGCGGCUGCUGUAUGACACCUUCUGCGAUCACCUCUCUAUGAAGGACAUUGAGAACAUAAUCAUGACUGAGGAGAACCACAUAGAGAACCCGGAGGACUGCCAGGUGGAUAUAGACAGUAAGAAACAAACUCCUAUACCUCCAACUGAGUUAUGAUGUUAAAGCAAUCCAUGGCCAGGGUUAAAACUGGUGUUAUUUUCCAUGCAACACACUGCUGCUCUUACCAUCCAUCCUGUUGUUUCCUGAUGGGUGGUAAGUGCAGCAUGAGUGACUGGCACUAUAAGGUUAAGUGGCACCUCCAUCACUUUCACAUUGAUAGAUGUGCAGCAGACAAGCAUAUCUUUAUAAGCAUAUUAGAGAAGUAUAGUCUCAUCACCAUGCAACAGAAUCCAGCACCAAAAACAAAAGAUAUCAAUUUCCCCUGUAACUCUGCAGAGAGAGAAAAAAUGACUCUACUAUUGCUUAAUUUCCAUCCACCUACACAAACUCUGCACAAAGAGCAACGAUUUCUAGAGAGAUGGUGUCAGGGAAUCCGUGACUGAGAAAGAGGCAGGUCAAAGUCUCCUUAUUAUUAGUAGGGAAACACUUGCUUUACAAAGUCGCUGAUUUUUUUCCUGGAGAACAGGGAUGAACUCUGGAGGAACGUUAAUCAAAAGCAUAAUCAAACCUAAGAUGUUCAGAAAUCUCUGCCAUUUGAGCUGAAACAACUCAGCAGACUUCAUAUUUGAUCAUAUUUUUCUACCUCACCUGCCGCGAUGUUAUCCUUCAGAUAGCUCUGCAGGUACACACACCUUUUCUGUGAGUGCUGCUGAUGUGAUGUGCGCCCUCUCGUAUGCCAGUCAGCCGUGAACCCAUUUGUUUGUUGUUCCAAAACUCCAAUCAACAUUUCAAUCUCACCGCCGUUAUGCGGCGUACAGGUGUGACAACAAAUCUUCUUGGCAGCGUUCAUUCCUUAUAAUUGUGUUCCUGUAAUUGUAUGGUUUCGUGAUGAGCUCUGUCAUUGGGAAAUUACUAUCAGAUAUCCUUCAAGCAUGAAAUAAGCCUUGAUUCAAUGGACCUCCGGGCACUUCCUCUUUUUUAUUCCCUUCUUUUUCUUCCUUUUUCCUCCAGGUUCCAGCCCCACGCAGCAAGUCAAGCAAACAUGCGUGCGCAAGAGCCUGAUAUGCGCCUUUGCCAUCGCUUUUAUCAUCAGCGUCAUGCUCAUCGCAGCCAAUCAGGUGCUGAGAAGUGGCAUGAAAUAGGAGCUGUGGCGUGCCCAGCCUUGAACGACAACAAAAGGCUGCUGUUCGGAUAAAUGACUCCACAGGUAAAGCUUCGUGAACAAACCUUACAGACAAUCACACAGCUGUAAAACAGGCCGACAAAGACCCACAAACACCUGGAGUUUCUAAGGACCCUACAUGUGCAGGACUUUGUCACAUUUCCAAAGACUUAAAAAUGAUUUCUAAGGACAAAAGGACCCCCUGCACUGGGAAAAGCAGUGCAAGCAUCUGACUAAACAUAUCACUCUUCGUUAGUUUCCAUUAGCUAUGUGAAUUUGAGCAGUGUGCAUUCAGUACGGUGGCAGCUAUAGAGAGAAGUGUAGUGACUGUCCAGUUUUUGCAUUCGUCUAGUGUUAUAUGAAGUUUAUUCCAAACAAGUAGAAAGAAAUGUCUGAAAUACUAUGGGGACAUUGAAGAAAAUGUAUUCCUGAGGCUGGAAAUUGAUGCAAUGCGCCAGGUACGGAGUGCACGGCGUCGAGGAGAUAUUGUGUGACGUGCAACAUUGUUCGGAAACCACUUGGGAAUAACAAUAGCUUGGUAAAGAGACAGAUAAAAGGGUUUGCAAGGUGGUGCAUGUGAUUGUGUGGAAUAGUUUCACUCAUUCGCAGGCUGCAGGACCCGGUCUGAGAUGGAUGGAGCAGGGUGAGGUGGGUUAACAGCUCUUUGGAGGGGGAGUGUGGAGGUCUGAAAGGCUGAGGCGAAGAGGCUGGAUGUGCGGCAGACACUCCACUCCUUUUGUCUCCACAGCGGGGCUCUGCAGGCCAUCAUCUAUGCAUGAAGUGCAUGGAUUUAAACAGUCGUCGACACAUUUGUUGAAGUUUUAUCAAUGUAUUUACCAUAAUGACUGUGUUACACUUACUGAAUGACAACUGUGAGCAAUUUGUGGUGGGUGACAAAAAUCUCAACUAAAUUAAAGCAUACUAAUGCAUGACAAAGAAGGGCUGCUUUAGUACAUGCUUGUAGAAAUUACUUUUGGGAUUGCUAAACCUUGGAUCUUUUACCUCGCCAGGCGCCUGAUGAUUAUCCGUCACUGCCACCGAAGAGCAAACAACUUCAACAUUUGUGCCACUUAGCAUUUAAAGAAUAUGCAUUAAAACCAGUGGGGUUAGUAGUGUCGAUACAAAUGUGCAGGAUUGUUCUUUUGUCUUCUGUUGUUUCUGUCUGGAUGUGUUGCUAUUGAGCAAUAAAUGUAUGUAAAGCAGACAUCAAACAAAGCUUCAAACGGACGAGAAUCUUCAAAAAUGUGAGCACCAAUGGACCUACCAACUGUCAAGGUUAGGAAAUGUUUUUAGCACUUUUAAAACAAAGGGUUUGGCAAUACUAAAGACAGACAGGCUCUGAUGUUUGAAUGGGGGGACAGCGCUGUGAUUCAGUAAAAAACAAAGAUCAAACAGAUGAAUGGAAAGUGGUUGUCCAAAGCUGCUGACGUUUGGUGAGGGCCAAAUGGUGUAAAACCACUGCAAUAAAACAUCAAUGUCUGUGAGACACCACCUGGAAUUGAUUGGCUGUAGUCUAGAUUGUUGUGCAUGCAUGUGGAAAGUCUGUCAUGUGUUCUGUACAUAGAAACCAACUUCAACCAAAGCUUUAGAACCGGGUCUGAUUUUUAGGAUGUUUGUAAGAGCUGGAAGUUACCGACGUGACGUUAUCUUUUGAUUUCCUGAGUACCAUUUUGUUGGCAUCUUGUUUUCUGUGGGACCACUGCUUCGUUUCCGUUCUGGUUGUUAGAUAACAGUGGUUAACAUCUUGCAGCCACUGGAAAUUAUUGUCCAUCAUCUUCUGAUGUCAAGUUUGCAGAAAUACCACCACAAUAAAUGUGCUAACUUUUCUUCAGAUCUGUCCUCGGGAAGUAAACACCAAAGUGUGUAAUUAAAUAUCUGCAUGAUAAAGGUGCAUGUGGUGAUUUACACAUCUUGACUGAAUGGAAGUAUUCAAAAGUGUUAGAAACAGACACAUCACUGAAUUUCUGUAUUUGAAACUUGUAUGCCAGAACCAUAGACUGAAUAUAGAAUGGACGCCGUCUGCCUCUUCGCUAGAUGAAGCCACCGUGAGAACAGCAUCCUCUGGUGACAGCUGCAGUAUAGGUCAUAAAUCCCGCCUCCUCCAGCAAUCCCUAUAGAGCUGUGGACAAACUUUAGAAAUUAAUUACACAGAUUAUAAAUUUGUCUCCCCCCUGCUUGUUGACAUGUAGUUACUGUAAGACUGGUUUGUGCUCAAGUCCUCUUUUUUUCUGUGCAGCUCCAUUUUUAAAAGUUAUUAGGGGGCUCGCUAUUUGAGCCAAGCGUCAUCACAGUGACCCUCUGCGACUCUUCCGCUGAAUGUGUACAAUGCAACUGCGCAAGUGGUGGAGUGUGUACAACGUUACUGCACAGUGUUGGUGUCAGGAAGUGGAGAAAAAACCCGGAAAUACUGAGAGCUUUUUGGCUUCAAAACUGCAUACUGAAGAAGGUGGAAUCAAGUUGUCCAUAGUAUAUACAGUCUAUGGUCAGAACCUAAUGGUCUUACCCUGUUUUAUGUCUGAUUCUACAAUAAUUAGAUGGUUACAAUAUGAGUUACAGGUAAAUUAAAUUAGUAAAGAAACAGUGCGCUCCCCACACUAAAAAGCACAUUAGACCUGCCAAACUUCAAAAUCAUGCAUGCCUAAAAAAAAAACUCAAAAUGUUUGAGUAAAAGUUAGAUCCAUUAUGUUAUUAUAUCUAACCACUGAUGGGCUGUAUUGGGCUGAUCUGCUGUUUAAAUUGACUUUUUUAAUCUUGAAAGAUUGUUGAGUUAUACUUGCAUGAAGAUUUCUGUCAAUAGAGAUAAAAAAAAAAAAAAUGUUUACGUGAGCCAAGAUGUCAUUGAAGCAGAGUGUAUUCACCUGCUUUUGUGUCUAUUUACUCAUGGACUCUUUAUCCAAGUCGGCUGAAACAUGAGAUAUUCCAAGACAAAAAUAUGAACCUUGAUGACAGAUUUUAUGUAGAAUCUGUAAAUAAAUGUUGUCAUCAGACCAGUAUGUCAAUCACAGGAAUUCACAUCCUGAUUAAAGUCGUAUUUUACCCAGAAUUCACCCAAUGUCAAAUAAUUCAUGCAUUAAAUAAGCAUCAAGCAGAGGAUUGCAUUGACACGGACUUAAAACUUGCAAGUGAUCCCAUCAUACCAGGUUUGCCCAGGUCAUAAACUUGUCAAGAGAGUAUUUCUCCAAUCAAGUUGCAUUAAAUUCACUACUCUUUGCAAUAGAAGUUUUUCCCUCCUGCCAAACCAUUAGCAAAGUAGCAGGUAAAGGGCAUUUACAUUUUUGCUUUAUAUUUAUAAUCAAGGGACUAUUUCCAAGUCUCAUGCAGUUUAUCAUGAAGGAAGCAAGCUUAGAAAGCUGGAAGGGGGACUUUUUUCCUCCUUAGCCUGUGUUUGGACAUAUUUGAAAACAGCAGUUGUAGGGUGACCAUAUCCUGAAUCCCCAAGAAGAGGGGUUGAGUCACGUGUAAAAUUUUGAGGGUUUUUCGGGUCGGAUCUAGUGUUUUUUACGCACUUCUCACUCCGUCCACGCUACACAAACUCAAAACUUCCAUACAAAACCCACAUUUUAUAAACUCCCCCCCGGACAGGCCGGACAGCCCCCAAAAAGAAAAUAUGUCUGGGUAAAAGAGGACGUAUGGUCACCCUAAGCAGUUGCCCUCUGAUAAAAGAAAAAAAAAGAAAUUCAGUUGAGAUUUCCUUGAAAAAGUAACAAAUUUUCAAUCAAACCAUGGAUAACUUAUUCAUAAUAAAACUCAUCAGAAUCCAGCAACAGUAGACGUAAUUAGCAUUAAAAAAAGUAGCAGGUGUACAGCCACACUUUAGUUGAGCUACAGUCAUAGCUAGAUUAGGCGAUUUAAUUUGACAACUGCCAUUACCCCAGUUUACAAGAACCUGGCUAGAAUUUAAUGAUUAUGUUAUGUAUGGCGAUGUCUUUUGCUGUUGAUCACUUACUUAACACAUCAAAACAAUUGCCUAAAUUGUAAGCAUGAAGCCAACAGGUCCCUUCUUCCUAGCUCGGAGUAUAUGCAGAAAUCUUAGGCCAGCUUGAGUCUGAUUUAGGCGUGUACUUCCUAAAUCCUAAAACAUACUAUCCAAGUAUUUUAGUCUGACUGCAGGAAAUUCCAUUUUCAAGUCCAGUUUUAGUCAGGCUUAAGCAAUAAAUUGAUGGGAACAAAGAAAAUAAGCUGCAGGUGUGAAAGCAUCUUCAGUGACCCAUAAAUGAAAUCAGGAUUUGAGUCACUGGAUUAAAAAAGAUCAAAGGCUCACAGUUUUAUUUAUUUUCGACUCAGACGUAUUUGGUAAAGGGUUCAAACAGCUCUUCAGAUUCUCCUCAAAACCAGAAAACUGAAAUAUAUUGACCAUAAUAUUUCCCAUCUCCCAAAUAUCUCUUCUUUAGAUCAGUAUUGGCAGCUCCUCAAAGCUGGAUCUCACACCAGGGCCACAGCUUUACACACGCGACAGAGGUAGACAACCCUAUCGCCCAGAACCAUGCAGGGUAACGAUUAUCUGAUGCUCCCGGGCUAUUUGUCAAAAGUGUCAGCUCUCUUGGGAACACACGGAAAAGAGAAAUAAACAGGGGGAAAAAGGCCCAUUUCUGCACUUUAAGAUGUGCUGCAGAGCACACGAGCGACAACUCACCACCAUGAUUGUUCAUCUGUUUAAGAUCUUCUUUGUGCAUUGCUUUUCCAUAGAUGGAUCUAUUUUUGUGAAGAGACUGUGAAAGAAUAGAGUAUUUACUGACUGAGAAAUGACGCUGUCUGGUUAGUUUUCUAUCAUCUCAUUAACAGGGGAGCAUUUUCAUGGGAAAUAAAGUUUAAUAAGAGUUUGAUUUGUUGCCUUAUUCUGCGAGACUCGGCAUUGUGCAUAAACAUUAAACCAAACGAUUCACAGGAUUAUUCUUCAUCAGCAGAGCAAACUGUAAAAACUGAUAUCUAUUUUCUUUUUACUGAUGAAAAUACUGUAAGAAAAUGUUGAUAGUCUACUGAAUGUUCUAUUUCCAUUGUACUGUACUUUGAUACUUGUCUUUGGAUCUUGCAGAAAUGUUUAUUGACCAUGUGAUACCUGUUCAUCGUCUCCACCUGAUGUUCUUCUUCUAUGUCUGUGGGAUUGUAUUUCACAUGAAUAAAACCACAUAUUGACCAGGCUGGGACUUUGUGAGAUGAUUUCUAACUCUG